Messenger RNA from Styela clava, 2039 nucleotides. RefSeq names its product beta-1,3-galactosyltransferase 2-like. Gene Ontology annotation, molecular function: hexosyltransferase activity. The record is from RefSeq and is a predicted model, not a curated record. Gene Ontology annotation, cellular component: Golgi membrane. Lineage: Eukaryota; Metazoa; Chordata; Ascidiacea; Stolidobranchia; Styelidae. Gene Ontology annotation, biological process: protein O-linked glycosylation.
GCUCCCGACGAUGUAGAACAGCUAUAACUUUUAGAGAUCAGUGGCCAGCAGUGGUAUUUUGAUAUUGUAGUUGAUUACAUUUAUACAUGGUAUAUAUAUGACUAUAGGGCAAUGAUAUUUGAGACCUAACUGUUGUCUGAGUCGGUGAAGAGUUAAAAUUCAAAGGAUUCGAAAUUCUGAUGAAAAUACGAGCAUCGAAUCCCGCACUGCGGAAAAUCAUUGUGCUUCUUUCCGUUUGUACGUUCGCAUCUUUAUUCCUUCAUUUUGUGUUACUGCCUCAAAGGUAUUUGAAGAAUUUGAAAUCCGAAAGUUCAAAAGAAUAUACGAAAACCAAGGAAUCAAAUACUGCAGUAAAAAUACCAGAGGAAUAUCUCCAGAAUUUUUCAAAUAUAUCACCACACGAUUAUAAGUAUAUUAUCAGGCCAGAUACUGAGAAGAUAUGCUCAUACAGACAACCAGAAAGGUUGAAUGAAGGAAAUUCAAAAAAACGUCUCUUGAUCCUAUUCAUUGUUCACAGUAAGGCUGAACAUUUUGAACAUAGAAAUGCAAUUCGUGAAACAUGGGGCUCAAUUGCAAAAAGAUUGACACAGGUUGUGUUUUUGCUCGGUGACCCAAAGAAUGUCACAUUGCAGGGUAUGGUAAAUGAUGAAAAUCGGAAAUUUGGUGAUCUCGUACAAGAAGAUUUUUUUGAAACAUAUCGGAAUAUAACUUUAAAAAAUAUUAUGGGUUUGAAAUGGGCUUCACAACGUUGCCCACAUGCAAAAUAUGUAGUCAAGACAGACGACGACAUGUUCGUCAAUUCAAAGAUGCUGAUUUCAACUUUAAUCAAUUCAAGGCUUCCGAAGAAAGAUUUAAUAAUCUGCAAAAUCCAUUUCUUCAAAAAUGUACCCAGAGAAGGAAAGUAUGUUAUUGCAAGAUCUUUAUACGAAGAAGAUUACUGGCCUUCAUUUUGUUUUGGGGGAUGUUGGAUCGCAUCAAUGGACGUCGUUCGGCGUUUGUUCGACGUUUCACUGAAAACGAAGCAGAUCUACCUCGAUGACGUCUACGUUACCGGUAUAUUACGAACAAAGUUAUCGAUUCCAUUGAAUUAUAUAUCUAGGGCAUAUAUGAUAUUUUGUCACACCAGGGGAAAUCACACAAUGGUACGAAAAAUGUGGAAUGACAUGGAAGCUAGUAGGAUUAACAAAAUGUCCAUAGAUGGGAUACAAAGACAAAAUGAACCAUAUGUCAAAUUUUGGGCGAGAUGCUUUACUUGAUAUGAUUGCGUUAUGAUGUUUAAGUUAUAGAUGAGCACCCGCGUGUGAAUUAUAACAUCAAAAAUGAAAUUAGUUUUAGAAUUGCACAUGAUAUUUCAAAAACGUUUAUCCUUUCUAUAGAUGUCAUAUUGACCAAACGGACCUCCUGAAAUAUGCGCGCCAAGAUGGCGCACAACCUGAACUCAGGUUGUGUACCAGGUUAGGGUUCAGGUUAUGCGACAUCUUGGUGUGCAUACUUCAGAAGUACCGACCAAACUAAUCAUGUUUGCUCGUGAAUAUUGUCUUUUGUCGAAAUAUUAUCGAUGCCGAUUCUGAUCAAAAAGCAAUUGACUUAUAAAAUUGUGGCUUACCAUUAUAAAACUUCACUGUGUUCAUUGUAAAAAAUAUAAUUUAUAGAGUUCAUUUAUAUGUAAUAUGAUUUGAUAUAUCUUAUUUUAAAGUAAAGAACUGUUGAAUAAAUUAUCCAUAUCAUUCAUUGGUCUAUAAUAAAUAGCACAAUAGGUUUCUCACUGUUUAUAAAGGAUGAAUCACAGUGCUUACAUACGGCUUUUACCUAGUACAGCGAUUAAAUGAAGCGCAAUUUCUGCACUAUCCGUUGCGUCAAGCUGAGCUUUUGGUAAUAGGUUCAAAUUUUACAUUUAAUUGCCAUGCUAGCAUUAGGAAAACUUCAAAUAACAUCAUUAUUGUGGGAGAAAUAUAUAUAUAUACAAACACACUUGAAGAUAACAUUUAAAGAUUUGGAUAAUGUGUGUUGAAAUAUAUUGCCUCAGAGCUCCAAAAGUA